AUGAAUUGUUGGGCGGCGUAUUCAGGUAUGGAGCGCCCGUAUCCGAAUCCUGAAGACAUACGCCACCUACACACCCUGCAAAGUCUGCUGCCCUAUCUCCAGCCUGAGCGGAAGAUGAACGCGCUCAACGGACCGGUAUUAGACAUUGUAGAACAGGAUACAGGAGUCACGCUGGCCUAUCAGGUGCCAAAGAAGAUGCUUGUGCUAUUCCUGGGUCGCAAGGUGGUCAACAAGUUCAUCCGCACAACACACCGCGAGGACGAUGUGAAUUGGAAGGGCGCACCAGUAUGUCAAGAGAUGGAUUUACCUCGGGGAGUAGCUAGCAAGGCCGCUAUGAAAGCCCUCAUAGCUUGGAUGCUGCGAGCUUGCAACUACCAGACGAUGAGCUCGAUGAAGCAGAUUCGCGUCCCGAAGAACACGUUUGUCGCAUGCUCAUUGGCUCGCACGAUGGAGCUCUUCGAUCUCCACAAAGAUGCAUUAAGAGUAGAUCAUUACAUCGCCGAGUGCCAUCUCGCUCGACCAAUCUUUGCUGUAGAGUUGGAGACGCUCUGGAACUGCCUCGGCAAGAAUAGCCGGUACACCUACGCUGCGAUCAAGACUGUUGGCCAGCGGCUCCGCGAGUUUGAGGCCGAUAGCAAAGGUCAGGAGGUACCGGGAAUCGAUGAAGAUAUGAUGGCUAUGCUGAAGGAGUAUCCGAAUCUUGAAGCGCGCAUACGCGAUCCGGAGGUGAAUGAACAACACCGCCCAGUCUUUAACACCAACUGGAUGAAACGAAUAGGCGAUAAGAACGACCAUUGCCGGGAGGGAAGUGGAAAGCAGUCGAAGAAGAAGUCCUUCAAGCCAGCUGCAAGGCGCUUACAGGAAUACCAGCCAAUAGCAGAACCGGCUGUGGAGCCACAGCUACCGGCCAAUUCAGAAAGCACGGUACGCAAGUUUGCAGUCUUGCGAAUCGUGGCGGAAGCUACGAAAGCAACGACCAGCGACGCGCAAAGCAGUCACGAGCCAGCUGGAAGGGUUGAGAAGCCCUAA
Alternaria infectoria is the source of this 1029-nucleotide messenger RNA. RefSeq lists its product as uncharacterized. The record is from RefSeq and is a predicted model, not a curated record. NCBI's taxonomy places the organism in Eukaryota, Fungi, Ascomycota, Dothideomycetes, Pleosporales, Pleosporaceae. Bases 1 to 1029 code for a protein of 342 amino acids. The transcript is spliced from 2 exons.